Colias croceus (clouded yellow) is the source of this 926-nucleotide messenger RNA. Its product is annotated as U11/U12 small nuclear ribonucleoprotein 35 kDa protein-like. Gene Ontology annotation, molecular function: mRNA binding; snRNA binding. Bases 259 to 813 code for a protein of 184 amino acids. The transcript has 3 exons. NCBI's taxonomy places the organism in Eukaryota, Metazoa, Arthropoda, Insecta, Lepidoptera, Pieridae. Gene Ontology annotation, biological process: mRNA splicing, via spliceosome. Gene Ontology annotation, cellular component: precatalytic spliceosome; U12-type spliceosomal complex. The record is from RefSeq and is a predicted model, not a curated record.
GCCGCGGCUGUCGACCGUAAUCUGAAUAUCUGAAUUACCUAUCUGAUAUUUUUUGGUUUAAUUAAUUUUUUAAAUAUUAUAAGUAUAAAUUAAGAGGCUAUAUAUUAUUAAUAAUAGAUACAUAUUAUGUGUAUUAUUAUUGUGUGUGUUGAUUUAUACUUUUCCCUGUAUACAAACGUAAUAAUAAUAUAACCAAUUGUGCUAUCCACUGUGCCUCUGCUUUCUAAAGUGAUUAGAUCAUUUUAUAUUAAGCUUACAAUGUCCAGAGACGACUUUGAUUUCGGGAAGUAUGUGACUGAUGUGUACGACCCUAUCGAAGUGGGCUCAAUAGAUAAAACGGAUACAGAACCACAUGACAGAGCUAUUGUUAGAGCUAUAUGCUCAAAGUAUGUGCCAAAUAAAUUGGUGCAAGGAAAUCCAGAGUACACAAUAUUUAUCACAAGGCUUAAUCCCAGAACAACACAGGAUACAGUUGAGUCAGAAUUCUCCAAAUGCGGCAACAUAAUAAAAUGCAGGCUGGUCAAAGAUAUUGUCACUGGGAAAUCUAAGAAAUAUGCCUUCGUAGAAUUUGAAAGUAGACUCAGUGUGGAACGGGCUUUGAAAGAAAUGCAUCGGGAGUAUAUUGAUGGCUCUGAAAUACUUGUUGAGAGGGAGGCCGAGAGACGCCUCCAGGGAUGGAAGCCUCGGAGGCUUGGAGGAGGGUUUGGUGGUAGGAAGGAGUCAGGGCAGCUGAGAUUUGGAUGCAGAGAUAGACCUUUCAGAAAACCCUUUGUUAUUACACCAAAGUAUGAACCAGGAACUAGUAGAAAUUGACUAAAUAUUUUUUUUGUGCUGCAGCAUUAUUAGGUUACUUAUUACUCCAUUGAUCCAAAACAAUAUUAAAACAUUGUCAUGCCAUUCAUCUUUAAAUACAGGAAUAUUGGAAA